This is a messenger RNA of Plectropomus leopardus (leopard coralgrouper), 436 nucleotides long. Lineage: Eukaryota; Metazoa; Chordata; Actinopteri; Perciformes; Serranidae. The record is from RefSeq and is a predicted model, not a curated record.
AUGCCUCCAGCUCAGCGUAGUGCCUAUCAGAGAGCCUUGUCCAUGGAUGCAAAGCCCAUGGGUGGAGAGGUAGCAGUAGGAGGUGGCCUGGCCGGGAGACGGAAUGUCCCCUGUCCCUCAUUGGUGAAACAGGAGAAGAUGGACGCUCCGAUCCGACCUGGUCUCGUUCCGAAUGGCUUUCCAGGGGGCAUGGGUGUGUGUCCACCACGGGGCAAUCCAACAAGAGGGAUGGGCAGAGGUAUGGGAAUGCCUCAGCGGCCUCCUAUGUCAGCGCCAGGGGACUGGGGGAUGCCGAGGGCCAGCGGCAGCCCUGUGGGUGGACCAGGACAUCCUGGCAUGGGUCGCUCUGGUCCAAUGGGAGGACCCAUGAUCAACCGGUCCAACAGUGUACCUGGAAAGAACAGGUCUAUGCUGCAGCAGCAACUCAUGGAUAUGG